Penicillium odoratum is the source of this 2289-nucleotide messenger RNA. Its product is annotated as neutral/alkaline ceramidase. The record is from RefSeq and is a predicted model, not a curated record. Gene Ontology annotation, molecular function: N-acylsphingosine amidohydrolase activity. NCBI's taxonomy places the organism in Eukaryota, Fungi, Ascomycota, Eurotiomycetes, Eurotiales, Aspergillaceae. Gene Ontology annotation, cellular component: extracellular region. The transcript has 2 exons. Gene Ontology annotation, biological process: sphingosine biosynthetic process; ceramide catabolic process; long-chain fatty acid biosynthetic process. Bases 1 to 2289 code for a protein of 762 amino acids.
AUGAUGAAUUUACGACUGAGCGCGGCAUUCGCUGCGAUUGCAUUGAUGCUUCUAGUCUUUCUACAAUUACUGGGAAUGGUACAAAAUACUGAGCAAGUCCCCGCAUCUAGCUUUAGUCGAAACUUCAACCAGUGGCGAAGCAGAGCCAGUGCUGCGACAGCAGCUAACAAUCGGUUUCUGGUGGGUGCCGGGAAGGCUGAUGUGACAGGUCCAGUAGUUGAGGUUGAUUUCAACGGCUAUGCUAGCCUAGAUCAACUUGGGACGGGUCUGCGACAGAGAAUUUAUUCACGUGCAUUCAUAUUUGCAGACCCAAACACUCCUGAUGAUACGUUCAUCUAUCUGGUUCUAGAUACCCUUGCAGGUGACACUGCCGUGCGACAUGGGGUCUUGCAGGGCCUCGCAGCGCUUGGGGGCGACUAUGCACGCUAUGGCGAACAUAACAUUGCACUGACGGGAACCCAUUCCCAUUCUGAACCUGGCGCGUGGAUGAACUAUCUACUUCCUCAAAUCCCGACCAAGGGAUUCGAUAAGCAAAGCUAUCAGGCGAUCGUUGACGGCACGAUCUUGUCUAUUCAACGUGCGCAUGAAAGUCUUACCGCAGGGCGCCUAUCUUUUGGGUCCAUUGACCUUGAAGAUGCCAAUAUCAACCGUAGUCCAUACUCUUACGAUCAAAACCCCGAGGAAGAGAAGUCCCGAUACUCGGCCAAUGUGGAGAAGACGAUGACCCUGCUCCGCUUUGAUAGGGAGUCUGAUAAUAAGACUGCGGCUGUUUUAACCUGGUUCCCGGUUCAUGGAACAUCCAUGUACAACAAUAACACCUUGGUCACUGGGGACAACAAAGGUGUGGCGGCCUAUCUCUUCGAGCGCAGCAUCAGUGGAGACUCCCGGUUCGCGGACGAUGUGGUUAUUGGAUUUUCUCAGUCCAAUGUCGGAGAUACCAGUCCCAAUAUCCUGGGUGCCUGGUGUGAGGAUGGCUCGGGAGAGAUGUGCACAUAUGCGGACAGCACCUGCGGUGGCACAAAUGAGGCCUGCCAUGGUAGGGGGCCUUUCUUUCGAGUCAAGGACAAUGGCGCCAAGAGUUGUUUCGAAAUUGGCCGGCGUCAGUACUCGGCGGCUAAAUCGCUUUACGAGCAGAUGAAUUCCAACGCGACCACAAUUAGCGGCAGCUCAGGUGUCAGAUCUUUCCACGUAUAUCAGGAUCUGAAUGGUUACACAUUCCCGUCUCCAUUUAAUGGCAGCACGUUGAGGUCAUGUCCCGCGGCAUUGGGGUAUUCCUUCGCCGCUGGAACCACCGACGGCCCCGGAGCCUUCGAUUUCACUCAAAAUUCGAGCAGCCCAGCCACUGGUAAUCCAUUAUGGCUCGUUGCUCGGGCAUUCAUUCAUCAGCCAAGUGCAGAACAGCAACAAUGUCAGGGGGCCAAGGAUAUUCUCUUGGAUGUUGGAACCCUCACACUACCUUACGCUUGGGCCCCAGACAUUGUGGACAUUCAGGUUCUCCGGGUGGGGCAACUGUUUCUCAUCGUUUCGGCUAGUGAAGCUACGACCAUGUCGGGCCGUCGCUGGAAGGAAGCUAUUUCCAAGGGCGUCCAGGACACGCUGGGCAUCUCUGACCCUCUUGUCGUUCUAGGUGCCCCGUCGAACAGUUACGCUCACUACGUUGCGACAGAAGAAGAAUACAGCGUACAACGAUACGAAGGAGCAUCGACCUUGUAUGGGCCGAAUGAGCUUGCGGCGUACAUCAAUCUCACUCUGACAUAUCUGCCGUACCUCGGUAGCGCCCAAGAUAUUGCCAAUCUCCCAGCCAUCACCGCAGGCCCAAGUCCACCCGUCAAUACCAAUAACUCGCUUAGCUUCAUUACCGGUGUGGUCUAUGAUAACGCUCCUCUUGGCAAGUCUUUCGGGGAUGUGAUUUCGAACCCCAGCAAAAAAAGUUACAGCCCCGGCGAUACAGUUAACACUACCUUUGUGGGUGCCAACCCUCGGAAUGACCUUCACCAGGAAUCUACAUAUGCAGCAGUUGAAUUUUACAACUCCACUGGCGAUUGGGAAGUUGUGCGGAACGACCGUGACUGGAACCUUGUAUUCCUGUGGGAGCGAACCAAUAGUAUUCUCGGAUACAGCGAUGUCACCAUUCAGUGGACGAUCGAAGACACGUAUUACAGCGUGGACAAUCCAAACACUUUGCAGGAUGGGACCUACCGCAUGCGCUACUACGGGGACUCAAGGGAUGCCCUUGGAAACAUUUCGCCCUUUGAGGGCAUCGGGGGGUCCUUUAUGGUGGCUUCUUAG